Molecule: messenger RNA, 4275 nt
Organism: Symbiodinium necroappetens
Lineage: Eukaryota; Dinophyceae; Suessiales; Symbiodiniaceae
Source: the annotation of a GenBank genome assembly
AUGAUGUGGUACCGCAUGCUGGCAAUCUGGACAGCCUAUGCUGUCGAGCCCUUGGUCUUGCAGGUCCCUCGCAGGAGUUUCAUCCAACUCAGGCUGAUGUCUGAUUUCGAGGACUUGAGUCACGAGAAUCUCCUUUCCAAGUGGGUCGAAGGAAUUUGGACAGGUCUUCAGAGCAGCGAUGCAGGCGAUCCACGCGAUCCAGGGAACUGUCUUGAGAGCUAUCGGCCAUCCUGGAACAUUACGCGGCCCAGUUACUUCGACAGCGGCUUGGAUGAGGAGCCACCAAGACGCUACACCUUGCAAGUGGACACAGACAAGUUGCUAGAUAUUGCUGGCCCGGCAGGACGCUUGAUAGUAUCCUGGACAACCGGUGGGCCAAAGCGAUGGUCCAUUGCCCAGAACCUAGCCCUCUCGAUUCGAAGGAACACCCCAGAGCUGGAGCCCAUUUUUGUUUUCAUCGCAUUGGAUGCCGACGCAGUUCGACGUGCACGGGAUUCCGGCUUCAAUGCGGUCUUGAACGACGGCUCCGGCGACCUGCAAGAUGAUAUUUGGAAGAUGCGCUGGCUGAUUCAGACCACUUGCGUUUCCUUGGGCCUCGAGGUUCUUGUGGUUGAUUCCGAUAUUGUAUUUCUGGCAGAUCCCUUCCGCCAUUUCUUCUUCGAUUCGGAUGUGGAGGCAAUGACAGACCAUUUUUUCCCUGCAGAACAGCUUUGGGCGACAUGGCUACGACCUGCUGAGCACAUCAACACUGGCUUUCUUUUUGUCCGCCCCUCUGCUCGACUGCUGGCUUUCCUAGUAGAGUUCAUCGACGUACACUACCACGGGCACGAGGGUCCCACUCCUCGAGACGGAAUGGACCAACGAGUCUUCAACAAGUUCGUCAUGCACAAGAUGGAGAAGAGCCCGCCCGAGGUCGUAAGCCGCUAUGAGAACAUCACCUUCUCAGGCUUGGAUUGGCAAGGCAAGACCCGCCGCUUUACGCCUAGAGCGACGUGGGAAGUGCCAAUUGGAUCCAGUGACACUAUCACGAUACGAAUUCUGGAUCCUGUUUGCAUUUCGCAUGGAAUGAAUUACUUUUGGCGCAAGGCCUACAAGCUAAAGAGCUGUGAUGGCAGUGGGCAACCUCCAGCUGUUGUUCAUGUCAACGGCGUCGAUCCAAAGAUGUAUUUCCUCCGUGACAGGAACCUUUGGUACGUGAAUGACUGGGAUGACAGGUUCAAUGACUCUACAUCGUUUCUCGUGUACCACCAUCCAAAGGGCUUGAACCUGUCAGCUGAUUUUGAAUUCCUGAUUGCCGCUCUCGAGAUCGGAGCAUACUUUCGGCGACGUGUCGUGCUACCCGACACCAUGAACUGUGCAAACAGCCCUGCCUACUUGAUCUACAACCUGAGCGAAACGAUGGUUGACGAACCAGGCUGCACAUACGACUAUUUCGCCCACGCAAAUGGCUUGUAUGAGGUGUAUUCUCGCGUAAAGCCCUAUGCCAUCGAGGCGGGCAUUGCUCGAGAACCACGCUUCAAGGAACUGUCCAUCCAGCGGCUGCGUGGGUCGCUGCAACUGCGAGAGGAGCUGCUUUCGGCCCACGCAGAGCGGAGGGCCGCCUUUGCUUCAGCUCGUGUCCUCGAAGUCGACGACAUCAUCCUGCUGCGCGAUGGCCUGCGCAGUGGGAGUUUUGGACUCCGAAUGAAUCCAGAACACGUUUUCAGCUGUGCAUUCCAAGAGCCGCUGAUUGGUGCAAUGGCUUGCUUGGAUGAGCCCUACGUGGAAGAGUUCGGUGCAGAGGCCAUGUGUGAAGCGCAAAGCUUCGUAAAGGGAUGUGGGCCCGUGGGAAUCUGUUGCUGCUGGCCGUUUUGGGGAUGGGGGGAGAAGCUGCAGUAUUUCACUGGGGUGAAAUGGGACUUGCCGUGCAACUGUGGUGUGUCCGCGUGCGAGACCUUCAGCCGCCGUCUGGAUUCUGGCAGCGAGAACUGCUGCCGCCAUGCCGGUAGUACAGCGCUCUUCCCUGUGACGGAUCCGGGAGUCUUUUAUUGUGAGACGAACUUCAGCUGGUCAGGACCAACCGGAGCAGAGGACAGCAAUACGUACACAUCCCAGGCCCUGGUUGAGUUUGCUGCCAACAAGCGCACGGUGCAGCAAAGCUUCCAGACCUGCAGCUUGGAUCGAUUGCUUCGCAGGGGCGAUGCUUUCCCUGAGACGACGCUGCGGGAGUGCAAUCUUCAGUUCAGCUCUUUCCUCCUGAGACGCUCCAAGUGGAGGCAGCUCCGCAAGUGGCUGAUGGCUCUUCACUCCUGGAAGUAUGACCGGGACAUGGCCGGCACAGUUCUCGCCGCGCACAACUUCUCUCCUCCGUGGAACUUCCCCACCAUCGAGAAGGUGAGGUGCAUCACGGGACAUGGCUGCGCAGGGCCGGAACCCUACAAAACAGCUGCGCAGCAAGCGGAGGACGCAGCAGAGCAGGAGGCAAAGGAGACUGCGGCCAGAGAGGCCAUGCAAGAGUUUGAUGAGAAGGGAAAUCCAACAGGUCCUCCAGGCUGGCCCUUUGGGAUCCGGCCAGAAGACAAAGAAGUCUGGACUCCAAAGGAUGUUGAAGAGCUGAAGCGUCGCCUUCCAGCAUACAACAUCAAGGGGCCAGGCGUUCGUGCGAUUUGCUGGGGCCAGGGCGAGCUCGUCGGAGCGCGGCUCCGCCUCAUCAAGCGCCAGCGUGGGGUGCACUCCGUCGAAGAGGCUGCACAAAUCUGCGAUGAUCUGGAGGGGUGCACACAUUUUUCGAUCAGGGUUGGCCCCGACUUCCCAAUGACUGAAGACAUCGACUUGGACAAAGGCAUUCCAUAUCGAGCUGAGUUCUGCAGGGGGCCGAUGGUCACUACCGUCGACUUCCCGCGCACCCAUUCCUUUGUCGGCAUAAAGAAGUAUGCCGCCAGGGAAGGUGACCUACCUCCUCCCGAAAACAAUGAGCCACCCAUCCCUCUCGUUGAUGGGCCUUUGGAAGCCUUCGGCAGAGAUCAAGGAUACUUUGCAGCCUACCGGAGCCGCCUGAAAAGAAUAGAAGAGCGAGAGAGACUUGACCGCUUGAAGAGUGCGACCCACCAGUUGGAAAUGAUCAAGAAGGAGCAGACAGCGAAGGAUGUUCGAGCCAAGCUGAAGUCGAUGCAGAGCUUCAUGCCGCUGCUGUUCGUCCCGAGCAAGCAGGCCCGUUCAAAGGCUUGCCAAAAGCUGCGAUCGGAGUGGGUCUUCGAGCAGCGCAGAUCGCUUGGGAAUUCAUCCCGACUGAUUGCAAGUAUGGAGGGCAGCAUGGUCACUGACAACACGGGCUUCUCUUUUGGAAAGCUGGCCCAUGACACGGAGCAACUUGAGUACAUCAUCUCCAUAGGUCGUGAGGAGCUCCAUGAGGCCGCCUCUGGCUUCCGAAGUCUGCUUGAGCUCUUUGUCCAGCUCCAGAAAGGAGCACCUGUGCGCGAGGAGGUUGCAGCGCAAUUUGCGAAGGUGCGACCUUUCUUCAACAGAGCGCUGCAUCUGCCGGACCUCGACCAAUCUGUCGGUGAGGUUACCGAGUUUUUGCCCGCCGCCGCUGACUGGGAAGGUGCGUCGCUGGACGUGCGCACAAGAGGUGUGGCAAUUAUCCGGGGUGCUCUGACAGCUUCAGCUCAGAAACUGGUUCGCAGAUGGCUGCUUGAGUCAACCGUGUGGUACCAGUCUCUGCAAAAUGGUGACAUUCAAAAGUCCCAGCUCCGUGAUGGGCUCCACGGUCCGGUUGGCUUUCGUUUGGUUCAUGAAAUUCAAGCGAGAUUGCCCAAUUUGCUGGGCAAGCUGCCACUUUUGGACAUCACAAGCUACAGGCACGGCCAGCAGAGUUCCGGACUUCCGUGGCACUGCUUGGACGGCAUUGUAGUGGCCAUGUUCUGGUUUGGCAGCAUCUCGGACAGUGCGCUUGAAGUUUCGGGGAGGAACUCGUCAAUGAGCUUUUGCAAUGGCAAUCGCGUGGGACCUGCGCCUGCCCUUCAACUGGAGGGUUUCACUCGGGAGCAAGCGCCGACUCCUGCUAGGUCCUUGGCUUGCCCAGAGGGCUGCUUGCUGCUGUGGCAGGCAGCUCAUGCAAUACGCACUAUCCACAGGGCCAAAGUGGACACCUUUGCAAGCCGGCCAGUCGAGCUGCUACUGCUCUUCGGGAAUUAUGCGGAUGCUGGAGCCAAGGCGGCUGGCUUCAUGCCAAGUUUCGAGGGAAAAGCAGACUCGUGGGGAGAACACUAUUAUGCACGUGACCAUGAUCAUCGAUGA